Messenger RNA from Fundulus heteroclitus (mummichog), 2520 nucleotides. It is a transcript of the gene scg3, whose product is annotated as secretogranin III. NCBI's taxonomy places the organism in Eukaryota, Metazoa, Chordata, Actinopteri, Cyprinodontiformes, Fundulidae. Bases 375 to 1841 code for a protein of 488 amino acids. Gene Ontology annotation, biological process: protein localization to secretory granule. The transcript is spliced from 12 exons. The record is from RefSeq and is a predicted model, not a curated record. Gene Ontology annotation, cellular component: secretory granule membrane.
GAUGAGGGGGCAGGUCCUGUUAUAGUGGAUUGUAUUACUGCCUUGGCAGGUGAUGCUGCAGCUCACACGGGGCUGGAACAGCCUCCUUGCUUAUCUGCUUUUAAUUAGACAGGUGACCUCGUUUCAGCACCGACGUGCGUCAACAGCUCCGGGAGGGACGCGCAUAUUCCUCCAGCCUUUACGCGCCUUUCGCGUCUGACAGACAAAGCUCUUUCCCCCCCUCCCUCCCUCAAGGCGCAGCCUUUCCACCGACAGUUUCAGCACCGGGACCGGAGCUGUCCACACAUUCAGCACUUUUUCUUCCCUUCCUCAGGACACGAGAGCCGCACCAGUCAGAUCGCCAAGCCAAACGAUCCGCGGCAGAUUGUUUCGGGAUGGCGUCAAAACGCGUUGGCCUUUUCGUGCUUCUCCAGCUCCUUGCUCUGAAUGUAGUGAGCCAGACAUCUGCCUUCCCCACACCUACAGCCUCAGCGGAUGAUAAAACUGUGUACAACAGACAGCUGACAGAAGAAAGACCUUUACAGGAACAGAUUGCAGAGGCGGACAGCGUGAAGGCUGCGCUACAGUCAGCAGUGAGCAAGCAGCCGACGGCCCCCAAGGAUAGCGAGUCGGAGCAGGGUGACGACUUCACCAUGCUCAAGUCUCUGGCCGACGGCCAGAACCCAAAAGGAGCCCCAGAAGGGCCAGGGAAGAAGGAGGAUCAGUACAUCCCCGAUGAAUCUGACUCCACAAAGAGCCGACGCCUGGCUGACGACUAUGACUCCACUAAGAGCGGCAUGGACUAUGAUGACCCAGAAAGCUUCCGGCAGGUUGACGGCACCCCGCUGACUGCUGAGGAUAUCGUUCAGAAGAUUGCCAACAAAAUAUACGAGGAGGACGACAGAGGGGUGUUCGACAGGAUCGUCUCCAAGCUGCUCAAACUGGGGCUGAUCACUGAAAACCAGGCGGAUACUUUGGAGUUCCAGGUGGCCGAGGCUCUCCAGGACCUCAUCACCAAAAAUGCCAAAAAUAAUGAAAUUGAGGACAUGGAGAGCGUUGACCAGGAGACUAGGGGAGAGCAGGACGACCUGGGUGCAGACGCGGAUGCAUGGGAGCCCCCCAGGCGCCGUUACAACGAAGACGAUGAAGAAGAAGAAGUCAACGACGAUGACGAGAUCGUGGACAAGGUGGACAGGGAUGCAGAACAAGACGUGGACGGGGCUGACAAUAGUUGGGACAAAGAUAAAGAGGAGGGCAAUGAGGUGAACCCUGAAGACGGACUCCAGGACCUGCAGUACUUCCCAAACUUCUACCGUCUGCUGAAAAGCCUCGAUUCAGAUCAGGACGCUCAGGAGAGAGAAACUCUGAUCACCAUCAUGAAGACGCUGAUUGACUUUGUGAAGAUGAUGGUGAAGUAUGGCACCAUCACUCCAGAGGAGGGAGUUUCAUACCUUGAGAACCUGGACGCGAUGAUAGCCAUGCAGACCAAGAACAAGCUGGGAAAGUCCCUGGUCGUCCCCGAUAUCUCGGGUCUUACGGGGAAAAACUUGGAUGAGGAUGACAACACCAAAUCUGAGACGGCCAAGAUGCAGAAGGAAUACGAGAGCCUGAAGGAUUCGACCAAAGAGGAGCAGCAGCCGUCAGCCGAGACCAGUCAGCCGGGCAAAUCAGAGACCUACCUGGAGGCCAUCAGGAAGAACAUCGAGUGGCUGAAGAAGCACAACAAAGAGGAAGGCAAAAACGAUUAUGACCUGUCCAAGCUGAAGGAUUUCAUGGACCAGCAAGUCGACUCGUACAUCGAGAAGGGAAUCAUCGCCAAAGACGAGGGCGACACCAUCAAGAGGAUCUACAGCAGCCUGUGACAAGAUCCUCCGUCCAGAACUGAGUCCAACACUGAGAUCUCCAACUAAAACACUGACGAGUUCAAAUGCUUUCAAAUAGUGUGAUAAAUUAUACGCAGCAUAAUUAAGACAUUUCCAGACAUUCCAAAAAAGAACCAAAAAAAUGAGAUGUAAAAUUAGUCUCGACUAAAUUCAAAGCUACUAUCAAUCCAACUGUUUCUGUUUGCACCAAAAGAAAUUGAAGACAGUUAGCUAAAAUCCUUUAUAUGAGCUACCAGAAAACUACUUUGUCACGUCACUUGAUGAAGUCUGUGAAUGUAUCUGUUGGAAUCACACUUUACAAUAAAAUCCACAGCUAGCAAAUUAUACUAAUGUGUAACCUGUCUUAGUCAGACAGACAUAUGUUAUUUCUAGUGCAUAUGUGAGAUCCUAUGUAUUCUUGCUUUUUAUUUUACCAUAAUUAUGUUUGUGAUGUUACGUCUGUGCGCCUUGUUGCUAUCUUUUUUCCCCCCUCCCCUGUUCUGCUGUAUUUCAUCUGGAGCCCGCUAGGGGGCGGUGUCGCAGUCAGUAAUUCUCUUUGCAUGUCUCUACUGUGUUUUACGUUUCCGUCUAGGCAGAUGAUAAAAGUAUUUUUAAAUGUAAAUAUUGGUGGGGUUUUUCCUAACGUUGUAAAAGCAAAUAAAACAUUGCCUUUUCUUUA